Messenger RNA from Cordyceps militaris CM01, 1770 nucleotides. RefSeq lists its product as uncharacterized. The transcript is spliced from 6 exons. Lineage: Eukaryota; Fungi; Ascomycota; Sordariomycetes; Hypocreales; Cordycipitaceae. The record is from RefSeq and is a predicted model, not a curated record. The coding region runs from base 1 to 1770 and encodes 589 amino acids.
AUGGCCCUUUUUGCGGACUACCACGAUGGCUUCGUGCUGCCCAACGCGCGCUUCAACCCCACGGCGACGAGCGGCUCAGGCCUGCUUACACCCCCCGAGUCGCCCAAGUCUGGCUACGCGGAGCUGCCGACCUCUACACACUGUCAUGCGCCUGUCACCGAUGAGCAUCACGAGUUGCCGCCGAGCUAUCGCAGGGGACGCCCGGAGCCGGAGAAGCAGAGUGUGCAGCCUGACCUGUCGGGCGUCUCAGAGACCAUUUACACCAUCAUCGAGCAGGUCAUUGAGCAAAAGCUGGCGGAAGCCAUGGGACCUCUACGACUAAAUAUCCGGCGGUUGGACUCCGAGAAUACCGAUCUCCAGACACAAAACGACCGACUCGAGCAGCAACUACAUGCUCUUCAAAACAUCUCGGUCACUGCCUCCAACAAUCUCGAACUGCUUUCUUCCAUUUCCAGUCAACUUUCGCACACACGUGGCAACAGCAGGAGCGGCAUUGCAGUAUCCAACCGCAAUUUUGCUUCGAGUCUCGAAGCCCGAAAAGACAUCGCCCGUCGAACAUUAAAUCUAGGAAGCCAAGACUGGUCAUACAGUAACCUACACACUCGCAAAACUUGCGCCAUGGGUCUCACGCCCGUGAAGAAAACCCCGUCCAAGACGGGCCGGUCGCCAGCUCGCGAUCGCCGUUCCCAGUCGCGGGGCUUCAAGGAAAGCGAUUCCGCCAGUAAUCUAUUGCAAAAAACCCCAAACCACGCAAGAGACUCCUCCUUCUCUCAUACGCUUCCGACGGACGAGCAAAAACGUGGCAAUGGCCGAGUGGUUGGCCGUAGCCUCAUCAUGUGGGCUCGUCCUAGAAUGGCCGAGAAGCUGCUUUUGCAUCUUCACUACGAAUGUACUAGACACAAGAUUGUUCUGCCCUGGGAUUCAAUCGCACACCGUCUCCAUCCUGGCUCCUCCGGGGCUGCCGUUGUCCAGCACCUUAAUCGUGUCAGGAAGGAACUAAUUAGAGAGGGACACCUUGUGCCUCCAGUUUGCCAAAAACCGAGUUCUGGCUCUGGUGUUGACCCUGGAAUCCGCGGUUUUGUGCGCCUCGAUCCGGACGGCGAAGACAAGGAGACCACGCGCCCAGUUCGCUUUGACGAAAAGUAUGAUGACUUGAGGUUCAACCUCCCAGACUCAUUUCAGCAUUCUGGCGAUGAAGAUGACUGCACGCCAGAUUCUCCUAGCCCAGUACGCACACAGCAGUCCAGAGUCUGUAGCGGUCCGCCGAGCGUUACCGAUGAGUCUGUUACCGACAGCCUCCGCCGCUUUGACCAAAGUUGGUCUCCCAUGAGAAGUUUCCGUUCUCCUACUCGGAAGCAGAGAUCUGAAAUCGACGAGCUGGAUAACCCGCUCUUGACCCGGUCCUUUGACACGCUCACGUCGGUAGGCUCUGCUCCCACCUCCGCUCCGAGCACACAGAGCCUGUGGCAAGAAGCCCCAUUCCCCCAAUACUCCCCAAUGGGCCUUUACCCAUAUGCAAAGCAGCAUUCGGAAUUCCCUUCCUCAUUCUCGGGCUACAUGACCUUGCCCCCAGAUUACUCCAUGUUUACCGCUGUCGAGCCCUUUGCUGGGUGCCAGGAGGACUCCGGGAUGUCGGCCAAUUGCUCGCAUAUCCUCGGAAAUGCGAGACAUGAAGAAGAAUCGCUCACUAUGUCAGUGGACGAACGUUUUGACGAUACUUGCGAGACCAGAGAUAGCCAUGGCAACGUGGCGGUGACGCGGGAUCUUUGA